This is a messenger RNA of Prorocentrum cordatum, 4410 nucleotides long. The record is from the annotation of a GenBank genome assembly. Lineage: Eukaryota; Dinophyceae; Prorocentrales; Prorocentraceae.
AUGGAGGCAGCUUUGCAGGAGCUGCAGCGGGUGGUCGGCGAGCAGGCCGCCCAGAUCCAGAGGCAAUGGUGCUUCGUGUUCGAGUCGACGGCAGGGCUCGUCGACCUAGAGCAGAUCAUGACGCACUGCGAGAUCACAGAGGAGACCGAGCUAGGCUGGGCAACACAGUCGGAGAGGGUCCAACUUAGAAUGAAGGAGUGGGAGAAGAACGUCUCGCUCUACGAAGCACAGUCCCUGGAGAAGGCCACGGAAGGCACGAGGAUUGCUGUCGUGGUCAGAUGGGCUCCAGAGGACGUGAAGGCCGUGGUCCGUCAAGCUCUGGGGGCGGUCGGCCAUGACUACAACAGGCUGGCCAAGAUCAUCACGGACUACAUCGCCAGCGGCAAGGUCUACGAGACCACGGGAGCGCCCCGCGGCAUCCAGCACGACGGGCCCAUGCCCAUGGACGCCGGGCUGGUGAAUGAGAACGGAGACGUGGGUGGCAUCUUCAAACCUCCGAAGGGGCACGGCAAGCAGGCGAGGAGGUGGAGAAGCCAACCAGAUAAGGGCAAGAGCAAGGAUAAGAAAGGCGGCAAGGGAGGCAAAGAGAAGAAGAAGUGCGACAAGUGCGGGAUGCCAGGCCACGAGGCCAAGGAUUGCAGGCCACACACCAAGUGCGGCAAGUGCGGGAAGCUGGGCCACAAGGCUUCGGAGUGCAGAUCGAAGCCAAAGAGUGCUGAGGUCAAGAGGAUAGUCAACGAGGAGGACGAGCUGUGGGUCAUGGGCGUCGCCGAGAGCGUGAACACCAUCAACGGCGGCAGCAAGUAUGUGUGGGUCUCGAACGACAGCGGGUCGGACGCUGAUGGGUGUCCCCUCGGCUUCGGUCACCCGAGCGACGACGUCGAGGAUCCCACUAGAGUGGAUCUGAGGACGGCCACGAACGACGAGAUCCAGGAUUGCGGCGAGCGGAACGUUGGCAUCGCGUUCCUGGACGAGACUGGCCACGAGGUGAUGGCCACGAACCGAUUUCGCAUCGGUGACUUCAGCAAGCCUGUGCUCAGCUGCGGCAUCAGAGUCAGAGGGGCUGUCAUUCUCCUUGAGACGGGGAACAGCUACAUGGCCCCGCCGAGCGUGAAUGGCGUUCAGAGGAGGACACCCCUGACGAUCAUUGGGACGAGCUUCUACGCGAGGUGUCGGGUGCUGGAGGCGGGUGCUCACAAACAUCGAGCGCUGAGGGCACGCCUGAAGGAACUGCGGAGGCUUGGGACCAUCGAUGCGGCCAUCUACGGCACCAAGAAGCAGCUAUGGGAGAGGCUCGUCAAGUGCGAGCACCAGCUGGAUGAGAAGAUGAAGGUAAAGGAGGCCCUCGAGGAGCGCCAACGGCGACUCCAGGAAGGCGUCGAUCCCGAAGUACCGAGGACGCUGAAGAUCCCAGAGGGAACGGACGCGGAGGCCGUGAGGCAGCAUGAGCUCACCCACGCGAAGUUCGAGCCCUGGUGCCUGGAGUGCGAGCCAGAGGUGCCUGUCGUGCAAAUAGACUACCACUUCUUGAAGGACGACGGCGAGGAGACCGAGGAUGCGGCCAACCGCUUCUCCACCACGCUGGCCGUCAUCGAUUGCGACACGGGUGUCCCUCUGCAGCUCAGCCUCCCAGAGAAGGGAGGCAACCAUGACUACACGGUGACCUCGAUCGUGAGCUUCCUCAGGAGGCUAGGCGCCACGCAGCUCAGGCUCAGGAGCGACGGAGAGCCGAGAAUCGUCAGCAUAGCGAACGCAGCGGCGGCCAAGAGGCUCAAGUUCGACAACUACAAGGUCACGGCGGAGCAGACCCCCAGGUACUCGUCGCAGUCGCUCGGGGCCGUGGGGGCGCAGCAGAAGAUCUUGCAGGGCCAGACCAGAACAAUCAGGGCUGCAACAGAGAAGAUGCUGGGUAUCAAGAUAGGACCAGGCUUCAUCACGGAGAUGUUCCACAUAAAGUCAAAUGGACGGACUCAUCAUCAAGAUGCGACUGGUACCAAGUACCAUGGCGUCGUCCUGAGGUUCGCAGAGACCGCCAUGCUCAAGCAUCCGAUGUCGUCGAGUGGCCACAUGACUGGAGGCAGGCGCAGUCGCAAGUCAAAGUCGAUGUGGGAGAAGGGCAUCUUCUUGGGCAAGACCUACGAGAGCGAUGAGUUCCUCAUGGGGGCGAGCAGCGGGGUGCACUUGGUCAGGACCGUUCGCAGGCUCCCAGAGGAAGACCAAUGCGACCUCGAGCUCGUGGCCAAGAUGGUUGGAGCCCCCUGGGACCGAGGCAUCGGCCAGAUCGGAAGGCCGAAAGGCAAGAGGGUGGUCAUUCUUCCGACUGCCCCGCCUGGGAACAAGCAGGAGGAGACAAGGAGGGGAGUUGCCGAGGACGGGAACAGCUACGCGAGUGCCAGGAGCAGGACAGGCAGCGGCUACAUGGAGGAUGUGGCACCCCCCACACCGAGGCAAGAGGCAGGCGGCAGUUCGUCAUCUCGUCCAGCCCAGCCGACUGGGGAGUCAGAGGUCCCAGAGGUUGAGAUGGGCACCGUUGCAGGCAUCGGCGGCUUCGUGAUGGAUGAGAUCGACUUGAUGCCCGCCAUGGAUCCAGAGAUGGACAUCGACUGGCACGAGGGCGAGUAUGACGUUGACCUCAUCAAGGCAGGCAAGUGCAAUGAUAUCAACGCGAUGCAAGAGAUCGACGUGUUCGAAGCCGUGUCGCCUGACGAGAUAGACUCUACCUGGACAAGGCUGUCGACCAAGUGGGUGUACCAGGAGAAGGGCGAAGAGAUUCGCUGUCGCUUCGUUGCCAGGGAGUUCAAGGGCAUGGACCCUGAGCGCGAGGGGCUGUUUACUCCGGCCAGCGAGCCCACGACUGGCAGGCUCAUAGAUUUCAAGGCGGUGAAGCGGGACCAGCCCACCAUCAUCAUCGAUGCUGUCAACGCCUACUUCCACGCUGACCAAGACAGGCUCGUGGCAGUGGUACCGCCUCGGGAGUGGGUCGAGGCAGAGGCACUCAAGGGAAACACCACGAGGACGAUGUGGAGGAUGAAGAAGAAGCUCUAUGGCGAGGGGGAUGCGAGCAGAGGUUUCAGUGACUUCAUGAACCGCACACUCGUCUUAGAUAUGGAGUUUGAGCAGUGUCCUGACCAGCCAUGUUUCUAUCGUCGAGAGCGGGAUUCAGUGGACCUGGAGCUUCAUCAGGAUGACAUCUACGCGACCGCCGACGACAUCAAGCUCCAGGCAUUCACGACCGAGCUCAGCAGCAAGGUCAAGAUCAAGGUGAGCAAGUUACUCAAGGUCGAGGAUGGCAUGUUCUUGACGGGCAACAGGAAGUACGCGGACCAGAUCAUAGAGCUACUGAACCUCGGCAAGGCAAAGAGUUCGUCCACGCCCAUCGUGACGAAGCUGCUGCAAGAGGACAGCGAGCACCCUCUGAACGCCGAGGAGACCAGUCUCUACAGACAGUGCGUGGGCAUCGCGAGAUACAUGGUCAACUACGUCACGGAGGUCGCGUUCGCUGUUCACGUGCUGAGCAAGAGGCUGGCUGCGCCCACCGACAAUGACACGAAGAGGCGCAAGCACCUCGGCAGGUAUCUACUUGGAGCGAUCCAUCUCCAGAGCGCGAUGAGUUUCCUGGACAUGAACGUGAAUAUCAGGAUCCGCAUGGACUCUUCUGCGGGGAAGGCGGUCUGCCACCGCGUUGGAGUAGGGGGGAUCCGCCAUCUUGAGGUUCGCACCCUGUGGCUCCAGGCUAAGGUGCGAGACAAGAAGCUGGCGGUGGUCAAGCAGGCUGGGGAGACCAACCUGGCCGACGUGGACACCAAGGCGCUGACGAGUCAGAGGUUCCACUGGCUGAGGGCACAGAUGGGACGUCGGCCGUUGGCAGGCGCAGAUGAUAUGGAGGAGAGCACGGCUGUUCGGGUCAACCUCGUGAGCGACUCGACGUCCAAAAUGGCGAGGGCCGGCGCGGCCCUGGUCGCUCUCCUGGACAGCCUGGGCUCGGUGAAGGCAGAUGGUGAGUGCGACGUCUACGGCUACGAGAAGGACAGGAAGGAUAUCAUCCUGCAAAACACCCGUCUUGGGACUGGCGUGCACCUCCAGGGCAUGAUGCUCAUCGUGGCCAUGAUCUCCAUGGUGAUCGUGGCAUGCGCAGUCGGCGGCUGUGCUGGCUGGUGCGUCGGCUACUUCAUGAGGCCGAACCGCACAGAGGAGAGCAGGCAGAUGAAGGAGAAAGUGGAGCUCUCCCAGAGGGCUACCAAGGCCAAGAAGGGGAAGAUCGAGUACAGGACCGUCUCGACCCAGAGCCAGAGAGACCUAGGUUUGUUCCACUGGGAGAUAGAGCUCAGGGUGCCUGGGCUGAGCGAAGCGAGCAACAUGAUGCGGUAUCCCGCUGGAGGGGUCGAGAGGACCACCAGCGGAAGGGCUUGA